AUGGCAGAGUAUGAAUCCAGAUCACCAAUAAGACGACCAAGCUAUAUAUUUGAUGACACUGCCAUAAAACCACCACCAGCUCCUAUAUCGCGUCGUCAGUCGUCUUCAUUAACGGCGACAUUAGGAGGACAUUCUCGACCACCAAGUUAUCCAUCUGCCAAUGGUGGUCAGGACGAUCAUAAUACAGUUAUAAUUCAAAGAAAGAAAUUAAAUCGUGGUCUAUCUAGUAAAAAGAUCUCAGGUGGUGGAGAAGGGUGGAGUAGUCAGGGAAAGUUGGUUGGAGGAGGCACGUCUUCGUCGGUAGUCACGCCAACGUCGUCUAGACCUACGAGUGUAGUAGAAGGUGCUCCAGAACUGGGAUCUGUUCUCACUUCAAGUGGCGAUCUAUCCGUACAGUCAUCACCAGCACCAGCAGCACCAAAUAGUGAAAUACAAACACCAGAACUCCCACAUACACAACACUCUAGAUCGUCAUGGUCCUGGUUUUUCCGCACACUCCUAGUAGGCACAGGCCGAUGCGAAGCAUGCAUCCGAGCAAGAUCAGAGUCCCGGACUCUCAAAACCCAACUAGCCCAAACAUACCAAAUAAACUCGGCCCUCACCGUAAAAGCAUCCCAAAUCCCAAACCUGAAACGCCGUAACGCCGUCCUAACCGAAGAGCUACACGAACGAGAACAAAUGUGGACAGUCAUGUUGGAAGAACGACUUAAACUGAUUGAAGAACGGGACGAUAUUAUAUCUGAGCUUGAAGCAUUGACGCAGUCGCUUUUUGAGGAGGCUAAUCGGAUGGUUGCUGAUGAGAGGAGGAAGAGUAGUCAGUUGCAACAGUCGAAUGUGGAGUUGAUGGAAAAGCUGGUGAAGAAUAUGGCUGCGAAAUUAGAUGGGGCUAGUAAACGCACGUCGGUUGCUUCAUUGUCGAGGGUGGCGUCUAUAGCUAAUGAUGUUGGGGCGUCAGCGUCUGUUGCGGGUGCGAAGCAUCAUAGUGGGGAGCUGAAGAUUGCUGGGAAGGCUUCGAGUAACUUUGUUUAG
Molecule: messenger RNA, 1029 nt
Organism: Synchytrium microbalum
Lineage: Eukaryota; Fungi; Chytridiomycota; Chytridiomycetes; Synchytriales; Synchytriaceae
Exons: 1
Coding region: 1-1029 (342 amino acids)
Biological process (GO): exocytosis
Cellular component (GO): cell tip; Golgi to plasma membrane transport vesicle
Molecular function (GO): guanyl-nucleotide exchange factor activity
Source: RefSeq, a predicted model, not a curated record